CCCGCGCGCUAUGACUUCUGCUGCCUCGUCACUCGUGCAGGGCCCCUCCGCAGCGCGCGCCACUCCCGCGUAACCCGCGUGUCUCCAGGUGACAGCAAAGAAAAAGAAGAAUUUAAAAUAAAAAGAAAGAGAAGUGAGGAAAAGUGGGAAACCGAGCGGAGGGAAGAAGCCCCCCCAACAAAUAAACAGUCUGGUUCCCUCUCACAGAAAGAAGACAGUUUGCUUGUUGUAAAGAAAACGGAGUGCCACCUUAAAUCAAAGACCUCCUCGCGCCUCAUCACAGGAAAACACCGGGACCCGCUUCCUUCCGCCUGACUUUGUUUUAAGGAGGAUCAGACCAGACCCGUCGACGCGGAGAAGUUGCUCCUGCUCCGGUAUGUUGGCGCUUUGCCUGCUCGGCGCCGUGUGGCUCGCGGCGGCUCCGGCCCGCGCGCAGAACGAGACGGAACCGAUCAUCCUGGAGGGGAAGUGUCUGGUGGUGUGCGACUCCAACCCCGCCGCCGACCCCACCGGCACCGCGCUCGGCAUCUCCGUGCGCUCCGGCAGCGCCAAGGUGGCGUUCUCCGCGGUGCGCAACACCAACCACGAGCCCUCCGAGAUGAGCAACCGGACCAUGGUCAUCUACUUCGACCGGGUUCUUGUAAACGUCGGGAAGAAUUUUGACGAGGAGAGAAGUAAUUUCAUCUCACCACGCAAAGGGAUUUACAGUUUUAACUUCCAUGUGGUGAAAGUCUACAACCGCCAAACUAUACAGGUGAGCCUGAUGCACAACGGCUGGCCGGUGAUCUCGGCGUUCGCGGGCGACCAGGACGUGACGCGCGAGGCGGCCAGCAACGGCGUGCUGAUCCAGAUGGAGAAGGGAGACCGGGCCUACCUCAAACUGGAGAGGGGGAACCUCAUGGGAGGAUGGAAAUACUCCACCUUCUCCGGCUUCCUGGUGUUUCCCAUGUAGAGGAGACCGGAGAGGAAGAGGAGGAGGAGCGAGGGGUGGAACCGAAGGAGGAGCUGGUGGAAGAUGGAAAUUACGAUGAAGGUGGGGGAUGGAGAAA
This is a messenger RNA of Pleuronectes platessa (European plaice), 1049 nucleotides long. RefSeq names its product cerebellin 1 precursor (gene cbln1). The transcript is spliced from 3 exons. Gene Ontology annotation, cellular component: synaptic cleft; glutamatergic synapse. NCBI's taxonomy places the organism in Eukaryota, Metazoa, Chordata, Actinopteri, Pleuronectiformes, Pleuronectidae. The record is from RefSeq and is a predicted model, not a curated record. Gene Ontology annotation, molecular function: protein binding. The coding region runs from base 377 to 952 and encodes 191 amino acids.